AUGCUCACUACCACACACCACUUUACCGCGCUUGCGCGUAACUCCACCGUCCAACAGCUCAAGCGCUCGGUCUCCACCACUACCGGUCUCAUCCCCAACACCCGCAACUCGUCCUUUGCCCGCCCAGCUCGUCUUGCCCGGGCCAUCCCUCCCCAGCGUUACUUCUCAUCCACUAGCAGAAUCAACAUGCCCCCUCUCCCCAUCCAGAAGGCUGAGGAAGUCGGCGAGUAUGACAUCUUUGUCAUUGGCGGCGGCUCUGGCGGUCUCGCUACUGCCCGUCGUGCUGCCUCCUACGGCGCCAAGGCUGGUCUCGUCGAGGGCUCGCACCGUCUCGGCGGUACUUGCGUCAACGUCGGCUGUGUUCCCAAGAAGGUCAUGUGGUACACUGCCGAGGUCGCCGAGGGCAUCCGCCACGCCUCGUCUUACGGCUUCGGUACCGAGGCCGAGGACAAGAAGAUUGCGGACAACUUCAACUGGCCGUACCUGAAGGAGAAGCGCGACGCGUACAUCAAGCGCCUGAACGGCAUCUACGACCGCAACCUUGCCAAGGACGGCGUCGACUACCACGAGGGCCACGCCUCGUUUGUCGAUCCCCACACCCUCGAGAUCACCAAGGAGGACGGCUCCAAGUACCAGGUCAAGGCCAAGAAGAUUGUCAUUGCUGUCGGCGGCGUCCCCACCGUUCCCACCGAGGAGCAGGUCCCUGGUGCCCAGUACGGUAUCACCUCUGACGGUUUCUUCGAGCUCGAGGAGCAGCCCAAGCGCGUCGCCGUCGUCGGUGCCGGCUACAUUGCCGUCGAGCUUGCCGGUGUCUUCAACUCGCUCAACACGGAGACGCACCUGCUCAUUCGUACCGAGCACGUUCUCCGUACGUUCGACCCGAUGCUCAGUGACGUUCUCGUUCCCUGGAUGGAGCACACUGGCAUGCGCGUGCACAAGAACUCGGGUGUCGAGAAGGUUGAGAAGACGGCCACCGGCCUCCGCCUCACCGGCAAGAACAUCGACAUUGAGGUCGACUGCCUCAUCUGGGCCAUUGGCCGCCACUCGAACGUCGAGGGCCUUGGACUCCAGAACGCCGGCGUCGAGGUCAACAAGAAGAACGACAUCCCCGUCAACGAGUACCAGGAGACGAAUGUUCCGGACGUCUACGCCCUGGGCGACGUGGCGGGCAAGGCUCUCCUGACGCCCGUGGCGAUCGCGGCCGGCCGCCGCCUGUCGAACCGUCUCUUCGGCCCCGCGCAGUACAAGAACGACAAGCUCGACUAUGACAACAUUCCCUCCGUCGUCUUCUCGCACCCGCCCAUCGGCUCUGUCGGCCUCAGCGAGCCAGACGCGCGCAAGAAGUACGGCGACGACGACAUCAAGGUGUACAAGACGUCGUUCCGCGCCAUGUCCAACGCCAUGCUGGAGGAGGACGCCAAGCAGCCCACCAGCUACAAGAUGAUCUGCCAGGGCAAGGACGAGAAGGUCGUCGGCCUCCACCUCAUCGGCGAGGGAAGCGACGAGAUGCUCCAGGGAUUCGCUGUCGCGAUCAAGAUGGGUGCCAAGAAGCAGGACUUUGACGACACGGUCGCUAUCCACCCCACGUCCGCCGAGGAGGUCGUCACGAUGCGAUAA
Messenger RNA from Trichosporon asahii var. asahii CBS 2479, 1617 nucleotides. RefSeq lists its product as uncharacterized. The coding region runs from base 1 to 1617 and encodes 538 amino acids. Gene Ontology annotation, molecular function: flavin adenine dinucleotide binding; NADP binding; glutathione-disulfide reductase (NADPH) activity. Gene Ontology annotation, cellular component: cytosol; mitochondrion. The transcript is spliced from 3 exons. The record is from RefSeq and is a predicted model, not a curated record. Lineage: Eukaryota; Fungi; Basidiomycota; Tremellomycetes; Trichosporonales; Trichosporonaceae. Gene Ontology annotation, biological process: cell redox homeostasis; glutathione metabolic process; cellular response to oxidative stress.